AUGGUGAAAGAGCUGUGUGCAGAUGGGAGGUUGAUGGAUUUUACUAUCCAGGUUGGUGAUUUUGUGCUUGUAAAAAAGAUCUUUGGGAAAAGACUGCAACACGUGUGUUUCAUCCCUGGGUUUACUGUUGGAAAGAAAUUCAAAAGUGCAUCAUCAGUCCUGUACCCUGUUAUGACAUACAAUUACAAAAAGUACCAUGUGACUCGCAGUGACAUCAUUAAAAUCAGUCAGAAAUCAUACAGAUUUAUUCUGAAACAGAAGAAUGAAGCUCAAAAGCUGGAUCAUGAAAUGAUGUUUGGACCAACACAAUAUAUAGACAGACACGAGAAUACAGCAAAUAAAGGGAAAGUGGAGCAUGAAGAUGACUCUGAAUUCAAUGUUUACCCAUCAGACAGGGAUGAAAACGUGUCUCAGAUGUCACAGAGAACGUCUUUAUCUGGUUCUAUUUAUAGUAUUGGUAGUUCACCGGAUUAUAAAACAAGUUAUGUUCCAACCCCCUUACCCUCACCACCAUCUUCACCUCCUCCUACACAAGAUGCACCCACAGGAUGUGAGCCACGUGACCCUGAAGACUCUAAAGCUGAGAUAAGGGUACUGCCCCAUCUAUUCAGAAUAGUUGAAAUGAUUUAG
Messenger RNA from Polyodon spathula (Mississippi paddlefish), 630 nucleotides. RefSeq lists its product as uncharacterized. The record is from RefSeq and is a predicted model, not a curated record. The transcript has 5 exons. Lineage: Eukaryota; Metazoa; Chordata; Actinopteri; Acipenseriformes; Polyodontidae. The coding region runs from base 1 to 630 and encodes 209 amino acids.